AUGAAUUUAUUCUCCUUUCCUACCUUGAAUAUUUCAUUACACAUUUUUAUGAAGGCGCUCAACUGUUGCAAAGCGCAUUUUGUAGCUAGCACACUCUCGCCAAGUAACAAUAUAUUAAUAACGAACAUAGAGGUAAAUAAACAUUUCCGUCCCGAAAAGAGAGUCCCUCAUGUUGAAAGAAGUUUGGUAGGACUUCCCCCCUGCAAGGGAAUUAGAAGAAAGGGGAAAUGUUUCCAUUACCUGAGAAUACAUGCCAUAGGGGGCGAAUCCCAAUUUGGCAAAAAGCCCAACCCAUUAGUACGUCCAAAAAGGAGAAUAUUUCCCAAUGUGCGUAAUUUAGAGAGUAGGGGUGCGAAGGACAUGCAAAAUGGUGAUGGGGUGAGUACUGAGACUGACAUAAAGACUGGACAAAAUGAUCUUCAGAGAACCGAUGGGACGAAAGAAAAGAUGAAUGAUAACCAGAAGGAAUGUGUGAUAAACGCAGAAUUGCUAAAAAAUAUAAAAGAAAACGAAAAUAGAGAUGAUACAGUGAGUACCCCAUCAUGCGAAAAUGAAAAGGAAAAUUUCAAUUUUUUGGAACAUUUCACAUCGGAAGAUGACAAUUCGUUAGUGAGUAAUUUAAAACCAGAAGAAAGCAAAGAACUCAUAGAUAGCGAUUAUUUUAAGAGGAUGAUGGAUGAUUUGAAUUUAACAGAGGAAGAAAUUAUGAAGCAACUUAAAAGAAGCGAAAAGAAUGUUUCGAGCUUGAUUAAUAAAAAUUUAUCUUUGGAGCAAAUUGAAAAAAAUGCAAAAAAUGAAGAGGCACAAAACGAAAAACUCUUUGAUACCUACAUGAACAGCAACAGCUCCAAAGUUGGCAAUUUUAUUAACUUUAAAAAAAUUGGGAAAAAAUAUAAAGAGGUUAUUUCUCAUGUUAUAGCCAUUUUUUUGAGUAAAGGAAAAAAAUUUACAGAAAUGAUCAAACUGAUAGAAGAGAAAAACGAAAUUAAUAUGUGUAUUUCUCUUUUGGAAGAAAAUGUUCUUUUCAAAAAUUUAAGUAAAGAUGUCUUAACAGAAAUUGUUAACAAGUCCAUUUUAUUUGGACACUUGAAUGAGAAGUUUUCAAACGACGCUGAGAAUUUUGAGUGGAGUAAAAAGAUCGAAAGCUGCAUUAUGCACUCAAUAUGUAAUCCUAAUUUUAAAGUAAAGCUUAUUACGUACUCAAAUAAUAGUAUUAGUGUGACUGUUGUCAGUUCCAAAAGUGUCCAUAUAGAUUCGGAUGAGCAUGAUGAAAUUGAGGGUUCCAUAAAAAAUGCCCUGGAAGAGUAUGAACGGGCUAAUGGCCUGGACAUUUUCUCCUCUUUCAACAUCCUCGUACACUUUAGUUAA
This is a messenger RNA of Plasmodium knowlesi strain H, 1368 nucleotides long. Its product is annotated as conserved Plasmodium protein, unknown function. The record is from RefSeq and is a predicted model, not a curated record. Bases 1 to 1368 code for a protein of 455 amino acids. The transcript has a single exon. NCBI's taxonomy places the organism in Eukaryota, Apicomplexa, Aconoidasida, Haemosporida, Plasmodiidae.